AUGGAUCAUCCGGAGACGAGUCAGACUAAGGAGGACGAGGUUAUCCACUUUCAAAAGGAGGAUCAUGAGGGAUAUACAAGCCAUUCCCUGAUCCCGCAAGAAAAGGUGGUGGAAAAACUCGUGACAAAACUCAAGAACAAAACCAUGGAUAUACAAACAUUCCAAGGGUUUUUAAGAGGAAGAUUGGAUCAAGUUCUACAAAGAUUGAGUCCAUUCAAAAGGAAGCAUCAUGUCUUCUUCGGUACAAUGAAUCGGGAGUUGGCGCUUCUAAUAGAAAUAACGAACAACCAAGUAGAGAUCCAAUUAAUUCCAGCCGAAGAUGUGCGGAGGGAUCUCUUAAAAAUGAAGCCAGAAGUCGCUAGAACGAUAAAAUGGAUUCAUAUUGGAGCAAUCCAGUUGGUGAUCAAGUCCUCACUUUCACCAGGGACAGAUACACCAAUUGAUGUUGCAAUUUGUGACAAGAGGAUUACAAAUCCAAGAGAUGCAGUGUUGGGAGCCUUCUCAGGCAAUCUCUACGCCAAGAAGAUUGUAACCGAAUUGUACCCACAGAUCGCUUAUAAUCUUCAAGAUUCAGCCUUCAGUCGAGCCCUGACACUCUACCGGGACUACAAGAGGAAGGAUCUAUUGACUGGAGGAAAUAGGUCAUACUCGAUUACAUAUCAAGUAUCAUAUGCCCUAUCAAAUUCCCACCACACAGAUUUAUUUCUGGGGAAUAAUUUUAUUGAAGUCCCAGAAGUAUUCAAAGAAGUAGCCAAGGCAAUUAACCCUGACCGGGUUGAAAUUCCCAAAAUAAGGGAAAUUGACAUCCAAGUUGGAGAUAAGCAGAAAGCAAUCGAUAUAUCAAAAUUCUGGAGAUUGGAGGCUUUGAAAUCCAAGUCGAGGGCAAAGCCGGACAAGAAGUUGGCGUCCUGA
Salvia miltiorrhiza (redroot sage) is the source of this 912-nucleotide messenger RNA. RefSeq lists its product as uncharacterized. The transcript is spliced from 2 exons. NCBI's taxonomy places the organism in Eukaryota, Viridiplantae, Streptophyta, Magnoliopsida, Lamiales, Lamiaceae. The coding region runs from base 1 to 912 and encodes 303 amino acids. The record is from RefSeq and is a predicted model, not a curated record.